Pochonia chlamydosporia 170 is the source of this 2088-nucleotide messenger RNA. RefSeq names its product pre-rRNA processing protein Esf1. Gene Ontology annotation, molecular function: RNA binding. The coding region runs from base 1 to 2088 and encodes 695 amino acids. Gene Ontology annotation, cellular component: nucleus. The transcript has a single exon. Gene Ontology annotation, biological process: rRNA processing. Lineage: Eukaryota; Fungi; Ascomycota; Sordariomycetes; Hypocreales; Clavicipitaceae. The record is from RefSeq and is a predicted model, not a curated record.
AUGAAGAACCAAAAGAAGGGCAGCGGCUCUUCUUCAAGUCGCAUCACCGAUGCGCGAUUCGCCAGCUUUGAGACCGAUCCCCGGUUUCGCCUCCCCUCCAAGAAGCGCACCAAGACUACCUUGGACAAGCGAUUUGCUGGCAUGCUCGAUGAUGAAGACUUUACAGCCACAGCUAAAGUAGAUCGCUACGGACGCAAGAUCAAAUCCGAUUCAAAAAAGAAGGCCCUCCAACGGUUGUAUCAACCAGAAGAAGACGAAGACGAAGAUCCGAGCAAGUCAGAGGAGGACGAGAAAUCGGAAGUUGAUGAUGACGAAGUUGUGCAACGGGAGCUUCGAGCCGCCGAAGAGAAAGAGAAAGAAAAGCCGAAGGACUACGAUCCGGCCCGACAUGGAGGCUUUGCUUCCUCAGAAUCCGACUCUGAUUCCGACGAGGACUCGGAUGAGGAGGAGGAAGAGGGCGGUGUUGGUCUAGCUACAGAAGGGGAGAUGCAGAAAUUUCAGGACGAGCAGGUCGAUGUCGAGACGGGCGAAGUUACAAAUCGCAUUGCUAUUGUCAAUUUGGACUGGGACCAUGUCAAGUCCACAGAUCUUAUGGCCUUGUUCGCCAGUUUCCUACCUGAGAGUGAGGACGGUCGCAUCCUCAAGAUAUCCGUCUACCCUAGUGAAUUUGGCAAAGGAAGGAUGCAACAAGAGGAAGUUGAGGGCCCUCCGAAGGCUCUCUUCAAGAACGAUGGAAAGGACUCCGACGACAGCAGCGACGACGGAAGCGACAGCGAAGAUGAAAAGAUCAAAAAGGAGCUAAUGCAGGAAGGUGACGACCAAGAUUUUGAUAGCGAUGCACUUCGAGCAUACCAAUUAGACCGAUUGAGGUACUACUACGCUGUCAUGGUCUGUUCAAGUCCCAAAGCGGCACAAACGAUUUACGAAGCUACGGACGGGACGGAAUACCAAUCGUCUUCCAAUGUCAUUGACUUGCGAUUUAUUCCCGACGAUGUUACCUUUGACGACGAGCCCCGGGAUGAGUGCGACAAGAUUCCCGAUACGUAUAAACCGGUCGAGUUUGUGACCAAUGCUCUGCAAAGCUCCAAAGUCAAGUUGACGUGGGACAUGCACCCUGAGGAGGCAUCUCGUAAGGAAUCAAUCAACAGAGCAUUCACUGGCAGCCGGGCAAAUCUCGAAGAAAACGAUCUCCGAGCCUACCUCGCGAGCGACAGCGAAGAUGACGGAAAUGAUGUAGAAGAGGUCAACGCAGAGGCCGAGGAAGAUGCUGCGGACGAGCCCAAGCUAUCCAAGAAAGAGCUAGCCCGCAGGAAGAUGCGAGAAGCGCUGGGUCUAGCGGAAGAGGCAGCGCCCAAGAAAUCAAAGGACGGCCCCGUAGGCGACAUGCAAAUUACAUUUACAUCAGCUCUAUCCAACUCCAAGGCGAAGGAUGCCGAUCAAGAAGAAACGACAAUCGAGAAGUACAAGCGGAAAGAGAAGGAACGAAAAGAUAAGAAGCGACAGGCAGCCAAAGCUAAGCGUGCCGGCAUUUCAGGCGAAGAUGCGGAUCAAGGAGAAGACGACCUUCCCAAUCCCGCCGCCGAUGAUGACCUUGGUUUUGAUGACCCCUUCUUCACCACUGAAGACACGGCCGCGCCGUCCAAAACCUCUAUCCGCAAAGAAGAGCGACUCAAGAAGCGUCAAGCUCGGGAAGAAGAAGAAGCAGAAUCAGCCGCCGCGAAGGCACACCUCACCAAGGUCAUGGCAGAAGAUUCUCUCGAUAAUCAAGUGGAUCACCUGGAUCAUUUCGACAUGAAUGAGAUUAUGCGCGCCGAGAAGAAAAAGAGCAAGAAAGGCAAGAAGGGUAAAAAGGGUGCUGGGGAUAUUGAAGAUAGAGGCGGAUUACAGGAAGAUUUUAGCAUGGACCUUGAGGAUGAGCGAUUCAAGGCCGUCUUUGACAGUCAUGAGUUUGCGAUUGAUCCUUCUAAUCCCAAGUUUAAGGCCACAAGCGGUAUGAAGAAGUUGUUGGAGGAAGGGAGGAAGAAGAGACGGGGAGGUGAUGGCGAUGACGAGCCGAGGCGGAAGAAGAUUAAGAAGGGGAGGAGGUGA